AGAAGACACGCGGCAUACGUGUAAUCGAUGUUUUCUUGUCGCUAAGUAUCGAUAUAUUUAGAGCAACAACAAUAUUAAUAACAACAAGCAGGGAGGCAUAUUUAUUUACAAAAUAAUUUGUUUAAUGUGUUUCGUUGACGCUUUAUGCGAAUUGAAGCCAAAUACAGAACAACAACAACAAAAGUUAUGCGUGAUUGAAUAAAUGUGUUGAAUGCCGCAGUGCUGAUUCGUUAAAAACAAACAAACAGCAACAACAACGAUAGCAGCAGUAGCCAGCAAAUAGAUUCAAUUUUAAUUGAAAUUUAUUUAUCAACGCCGAGGCUGAGGCCGUCGGAUGGAAUGUGAACGAUAUACCUAUACUGCCAAGCAAAUGUCACAGUGAAGCUUCCAGUUAGCGUCGCAACGUCCCCUCUGAUGAAUCUUUUAAUUAACUCAGCUCAAAGAUGGGCUCGUGUCUGACUUGAUGGACAAGAGACGUAGAAGAAAAAGCAAAUAGAACGCAUGAAAUGUGGUAAAUUUAAAGCCAUAAAUAUAUAGAUAUUAAUUGACAGCAAUAAAUGUGCCCAAUACAAUUGAAUCGACGGAGGCAAGCGAUCAAUCGUCGACAGCAGCUGCAGAGGAACGAAACGGAUCGAAGAUCGAAGCGCAAAAAUGGAAGCCGAAAUGAAUUUGGACUUGAACAAUGAGAAGAAAGUGCUAUGCGAGAAGAUCAUUCGGGACAUAAAUGCUGUAUUUCUCAAGGAUGCCGAUUUAUCCUCAUUUGAGAUCAUACCCAAGGAAACGAAUUGCAAUAAGUCACCGGUGGUGCAUGUGGAUCACAACUUGGGCUUGGAGUCGUGGUGCGCUCAGCAUGUCUACGAUCAUGCGCAUCGCAUUCUUAUCUCUCACCGCAAGCAAACGAUGCAACAACAAUUGCGCACACUGCAGCAGCAACAGCAGAGCGAUUCGCUGGCCAAGUAUUUGAAUGUGGCACUAUUGAUCAAUCCGGAUGUGACGACCUUUUGGCACAUACGCCGCCAGCUGGUGCAAAAGAAUCGUUUAAGUAUCAACAAGGAGCUGCAAUUCUCAGCGCUGGUGUUGUCCAUCAAGCCAAAGUCAAAUGAGGCGUUCGCCUAUCGGCGCUGGCUCUACUCCUUUCAAAGCGCCGAUGCCAUCGACUGGCCACAUGAGAUUAGCAUUUGCGAACGUGCCGCUGAUCGCUGUGCGAGCAAUUAUCACGCCUGGUCGCAUCGUCAGUGGGUGUUGCAGAAUGCCCCGCCCUGUCUGCUGCAAUCGGAGCUGAUGCGGACGGAGAAGUUCAUACGCAAGCACAUAACCGACUACAGCAGCUAUCAUUAUCGCCAGCUGCUGCUGAGUCGGGCUUACGAACAGUGCUUCCACAUGGCCGACGAAUCGCAGCCACCGUGGAACAGCUUGCGUGAGCUACUCGAACAUUAUGAGCUGACUGCAGAGUCAGUUAAUGGGCAAGAUAAUGCUGAUGGGGAGGCUGCUGCAGAAUCAUUGCUGCAGCUGCUCUUGCCUAAUCUAAAUCGCAAUGGAGUCAGCGCCCAGCGGCUUCGCUCCUUUCUCUAUUGCUGCAACGUUGCUGCCAGCGAUAUGCGCUUGUGUGCCGAGCAGCGGGAAUUGUAUGGAGUACACGAUUGCUUUGAGCUGCAUCGGCGCGCCUCGCUCAAGUUCAUUGUGGAGCAGUGUCUGCGCUUGCUGACGGGCCUUGCCAACGGCCCCGGCCUGUAUCUAGCGCCCCACAGCGUUAGCCAAACAAACGAGCUGCGCAAAUUUGAUUGUGAAUCGCAUCCGUUUCUUGUCGCAGUGCGCCGUAUCGAGUUCCAAUUGGGGGACAAGCACAUGCGCUGGUGCAAGAUGCAUCUCAAUUUUGCCAAUCAGGAUCAGGGCCAGAACUAAACACAGAUCCUGACCCAAUUGUGCAAUUGUUCAAUUGUUAUUUCCACUUUGUUUCUGUCUAAAUGUGCCGUAUACGCAAUGCACUCAUGGAGGCUGUUUCGUUCUCUCAGCCAGAAUCGAAAACAAUUAUAAGAACAUUUAUAUAUAUAUAUAUAUAGCUUAUGUAUAGAUGAAAAGUAGUGCUCGUUACGUAGCGUCUACGAUUGUGGACCACCUGAACGGAGGUUCCCCGAACCCCCCUUUAAUAGAAUACCUUGUCUACUUGUUAAGGCUCAGCUCAAAGCGAAACAUUUAUCAAAUAUCUGUAUUCCAAACUGAACAACAUUUGUUAGAUUUAAGUCGAUAUAUAAUAUAUAUAUAGACGUCUUAUUUUAGUGCAUGCAAAACAAAUAUAUAUAUAAAUCUAUUUGUGCAUGCAAUAAAAGAUUUCUUCUGCAUUUCAAUUUAAUUUAAACAAAGUUCAACAAUAUAUUAAAUGCUCUCU
Molecule: messenger RNA, 2386 nt
Organism: Drosophila hydei
Lineage: Eukaryota; Metazoa; Arthropoda; Insecta; Diptera; Drosophilidae
Gene: temp
Product: protein prenyltransferase alpha subunit repeat-containing protein 1
Exons: 3
Coding region: 652-1902 (416 amino acids)
Biological process (GO): protein prenylation
Cellular component (GO): cytoplasm
Molecular function (GO): protein prenyltransferase activity
Source: RefSeq, a predicted model, not a curated record